CUCUUUGGCAGCUGCACGUCUCUUAAGAGCUUUGAAUUUGUUUGAUUCAAUGAUAAAAUGUACACUGGUGUAUAGCCUUCACUUUAAAACAAAAGUACAGCUGUACUAUGAGGCUUAACUUCAGUAAAGUCUACCAAAGUUCGAAAAACACACACUGAAGGCAGGUGUUUCCAAACUUUUAGGGGGGAGUGUAUGGGUUCUGGCAUAUGGGAUUUGGAACUGAUCAGGGGAGCGUUUCAUCAAUAUUUUUAUCCGACAAGUUGUCAGAUCUGACAUCUUUCCCUGAUUUUGAUUGGCCGAGAGGCACUGUUCCCAUGGUAACUGUCGGAUAAAAUGGGACUUGUCGGAUAAAACGUCCGACAAGUCCUUUCAUGAAACGCCCCCCAGGAUUUCCACGUGUACAUGGUCCAGUUGAUUUGAUGGAAUAAACUGGUCAUCCAUGAUCCGGGAUGUCAAUAAGCGUUGAUUAUUGCAUAACGAGUAUAUACAGACAUUCUGUAGACCUACAUGCCGAUAUGACGUAUUGUUCAACGCCACUGAUCUGAAUACUAUAAUAAAAGGACUAAAGAUAGUGGACAGAUCAGUGUUCAACACCCCUUUUUGUGAGUUACCUCUGCAUCGAUCGCAAGCUGAUGCAAUUAGGCAAAGCAUUGCCCGAGAUCAAAGGGAAGCACCCUUUUGGUGAUAUAUUGCCAUUACAGUACACGACAUUUUCCAAGAGUGUUCCUGUACAUGACACAAAAUGUCUUUCUCGAUAUUCGGAUUCAAGAUUUCAUUGCCCAUUGUUGGAGCAAUAGCUGCUUUGCUGUUCGGCCAGGAGCUAUGGAACCUAACCUACCUUUGGAGGAAAGGAAUCAAGGGCCCAAGACCCCUGCCAUUGUUAGGCAAUAUUCUUUCCUGCACAAAGGGAUUUUACUUGUUUGUGUACAAUUGUAAGGAGAAGUAUGGUAAAAUAUACGGUUUUUACCUGUUUCGACGCCCGGUGGUCGUGAUCAGUGAUCCCGAUAUUCUGAAAGACAUUCUGGUGAAAAGUUUCUCCAAGUUUACCAAUCAUGAUCAAUUCUUCUUGAAGAAUAGACCUUUAGAUCAAGGUUUAUUGGAUCUCCGUGAUCAAAGAUGGAAAAAUGUGAGAACGGUCAUUACUCCUACAUUCAGCGCUCUCAAGAUGAAACAGAUGUCCCCUUUGAUAAACGAAUGUUGUGAUGUACUGAAUGCAACUCUGAAGAAGAAGCAGGAGGAAGACACCAAUAUAAGCAUUUUCAGGGUUUUGGAGUCGUUCACGAUGGACGGUAUUGCUAAAUGUGCCUUUGGACUUCAGGUUGAUGCCCAGAACAAUCCCGCUGAUCCAUUCGUUAAACAUGCUAAAAAGAUCACGGAUGCUGGUGUUGAGAAUCCUGUACUUAUGCUGGCAGGACUUUUCCCUCCACUCGCCUACGUGUUUAACGCUCUUGAUAUCGGCAUGUUUCCGGCCGAAACGAAGAUUUUUUUUAGGGACGUUGUUGUCAAAGCUAUCGAUAUGAGGAAACAUUCUUCUUAUAGCGAGCGGAAAGACUUUCUUCAACUUAUGAUGAACGCCCACAACGAUGACGACAUCGGCUCAGAGGUCGGAAAGGACACGAACAGUCUUAAUGACCAGAUUGAAGAGCGCAAUGGUAAAUCUCUCUCCACCAGUAAGAAAACCCAGCUUACCAUGGAUGAGAUAUUUGCACAGGCUUUGCUAUUCUUUCUUGCUGGCUACGAGACGACAAACGUCACGCUUGGUUUCCUAGCCUACUCUCUAGCUACCAACCCUGAUAUUCAGGACCAACUGAUCGAGGAGGUGGAUGAAAUUACACCAACGAGAGAUCUAGUCGACUAUAACUCGAUCGUAAAGAUGUCCUUACUCGACAUGGUGGUCUGUGAGACACUCAGGUUGUAUCCGCCCGCAGUUCUGGGUGAUCGAGGUUGUAGUGAAACACACACCGUUGAAGGAUUUACCAUUGAAAAGGGAAGUCAGGUCUUCUACUCCAUCUAUAAUAUCCAUCGCGAUCCCUCUCUUUGGCCGGAACCCGAGAAAUUUGAUCCAUCAAGGUUUAGCAAGGAGAAUCGUGCCAACCGGCACCCGAUGGCCUGGAUACCAUUUGGUGCUGGACCUAGGAAUUGUAUCGGAAUGCGGUUUGCUUUGAUGGAGAUGAAGAUGGCGGUUGUUCGUAUCCUCCAGAAAUACCGAUUUGUGCCAAGUCCAAAAACAGAGAUUCCUGUAAAGUUCGGCACUGGAAACAAUCUCAAACCUGAUGGCGGUAUGUUCCUUGGGAUCGAAGAGCGCAAGUAAACUUCGUGUCACACAAUAUACAUGAUGUGAAACAUAGAUGAGAGACCAAAUCAAUAAGAAAUUGAAUAUGCGAUAAAGAGAUGAUCACAGUGCUAUAAAAUCACAUAUUAAUUUUCAUUUUCAUAUUGGUCAAUAUUGUUCCUCAGUAAUCGUAAGUAAACAUAAUCCAUUUUCUCUAUUUUCGCUCUCGUCAACAUCGGAUGUGCCAAGAUUCAGUGAAUGGGAUGAUAUUCAAAAUCUUUUUAAUGAUAAAAAAAUCAAUGUGGGACAGGGAUUCAGGUUAUCAAAGAAAUGAAACAGGUCUUAUCAACCGACAUCAAAUGAACUCAAACUCAAAUGAACUCAAAUGAAAAGUGUACAUAAUUUAGCCGUAAGUCCUAAUUAAUAAGAGAUUCAUUCUAUUAAUAAGGAAUUCAUUCAAGUAAUAAGGUAACAACUAAUAUGGUAUCACUUUUAGUACUAUUACAUAUCAGCCUAAAUUGAGUUGAAGUGUGAACUAUAAACUAUAGCCGUAGGCUAUACUCAGUCCUUGGUAUAUUACAUAUUUGAUUUUUGGCAAUGUUUUAUAUUAAAAAAAAAUAAAACCGACAUCUUGUAAAAAAAGAAAAUUUUGAAAUUAAUGUAGUCAAAGUAUUUUUUGGUUUGAUUUGUCUAAUGCCGAUUUCUUUUUUCUUAACAUCACACGAAGUUUACUGUAAUUAUGCUUAAUUCUUAUUACCUAUAUCUAAUUACCAAUGAAUAAAUAUAGCUAAUCGUAUUUUAACUCAUUCUUUGGGGAUUGUUUUCAUAUAGUUGUUCACUUUGUUUCAUCAUAAAUGAAACACAGUAAUUUCUUUUGAAUAAAUUUCCCAAUUUUUAUACUGUUUACUUGAAGGAAUUAGUUAUUCUUAUGUUCUUGUUUUCUUUGAUUGAUAAUCCCUAACAAUUAGAAGUUUGUUAAAAGCCUCGGGACUGUCCCGAUAGCUUGAAUGAAAUGA
Messenger RNA from Lytechinus pictus (painted urchin), 3288 nucleotides. RefSeq names its product cytochrome P450 3A24-like. The transcript has 13 exons. Gene Ontology annotation, molecular function: heme binding; steroid hydroxylase activity; oxidoreductase activity, acting on paired donors, with incorporation or reduction of molecular oxygen. Bases 743 to 2311 code for a protein of 522 amino acids. NCBI's taxonomy places the organism in Eukaryota, Metazoa, Echinodermata, Echinoidea, Temnopleuroida, Toxopneustidae. The record is from RefSeq and is a predicted model, not a curated record.